Messenger RNA from Oryzias melastigma (Indian medaka), 691 nucleotides. RefSeq names its product small vasohibin binding protein. The coding region runs from base 173 to 445 and encodes 90 amino acids. The record is from RefSeq and is a predicted model, not a curated record. Gene Ontology annotation, biological process: protein secretion; negative regulation of protein ubiquitination. NCBI's taxonomy places the organism in Eukaryota, Metazoa, Chordata, Actinopteri, Beloniformes, Adrianichthyidae. Gene Ontology annotation, cellular component: apical part of cell. The transcript is spliced from 4 exons.
AAACCAGAUGAAAACUUCAAUUCAAGUAAUGUAAGAGGGAAAAAGUUUUUUUUUUUUUUAAAUAAAUAUAAAUAUCUUCAAAAGUAUUCAAAACCUGUCUGUUUUUCGGGCCGGAAAAAUUGUGACCGGAACGUUUAACGAUUGCUCCUGAGGACUACACGGCUGUGUUUAUAUGUGGCAACAUCGCUCGCCAAGCAUAAUAGAAGCGAGUUCCAGCUUUUUACUCCUUUCAAACAUCACCGAUAUGGAGCCUGCCUGCCGAAAAGACAAACCCAAACUGAACUCCACCCCGACCAGAGGAGACCGAGCGCGGCAGAAGUCUGCCCAGCAGGAGCUCAAACAGCGACAAAGAGCGGAGAUUUAUGCUUUGAACAAAGUGAUGACGGAGCUGGAGCAGCAGCAGUUUGAGGCUUUCUGCAAACAGAUGCAGUCGCAGGGAGAAUGAGGAUGCUGCUGCCUCCCGUAUUGUGAGUCAAACUGGCAGCAGAGUUUUUCCUAAUGGAGAAGCAUUUGAUGUUUACGUUUCCCAAAUUCAAGAUGAUGAAUGAGAAAUGUUCACUUUGUUUUUCACUGAAGGAAAUUAUCAGAUUUUUUUUAACUAUUGUAAUGAUCUCUAAUAGUAUGUCGGGUUUUUUUUUUUUGAUAGAUCCUCCCAUUAAAUACUUUUGGGUGCAAAAUGACCUCAACACUG